GCUGCACAUCCUGCAUUUUCUCCGGCAUCCUGAAUUGCAUCCCAUCACACCACAGCUGUGUGCCUCGAUCAUGAAGCCCCACAAGAGCAGCCCGUUCUCCCCAAAGCGAUCGGCCGCCAUUGCCACACCUGUCAUCGUCCUGCUGCUCCUCGCGCUUGUUUCGCUCUACGACAUCACCUUCUCUUAUCGUUACCCGCAUAUCGACCGCGUCGCGCCGUCCAUCUCCUCUUCGUCGUCAGCGUCUACGGCCAGCGCCUGCGACUUCACGCGGGGCGAGUGGGUGCCGGACACAGAGGCGCCGUACUACACGAACCUGACGUGCCAGUUCAUCGAUGACCUCCAGAACUGCAUGAAGUUCGGCAAGCCCAGCCUCGAGUUCUUGCGAUGGCGGUGGCAGCCUGACGGGUGCGACCUCCCACGCUUCGACGCGGCGCGGUUCUUGGACGCCAUGAGGGGCAAGUCCAUGGCCUUCGUCGGAGACUCCCUCGCCAGGAAUCACGCCAAAUCUUUGAUCUGCCUCUUGUCCAAGGAGGAACAGCCGGUGGAGGUCAGGACGGCGCCGGAGAUCGACGUGACGGGGAGAGUCGUCCGGCGCGACUACCACUACGGCCACCACGGUUUCACCAUCUCUCUCUUCUGGUCGCCCUUCCUGGUGAAGGCCAACCUGUCGAACGCGGCGCUCGGCCAGUGGAACCUCGAUCUCGACACGGCGGACGCCCGGUGGGCGGCGCACAUCGCCGACUUCGACCACGUCGUCAUGUCAGGGACCAACUGGUUCCUACGCCCAUCAGUUUACCGCGAGGGAGGGAGCGUCGUCGGGCGCAACGACGCUGCCGCCGGAAACUCGACCGUGUUGCCCGUGCCCCGCGCCGUGCGCGCUGCGUUCCGCACGGCGCUGGCCGCCAUCGCGGCCAGCGUGGGGUUCCGCGGCAAGGUCAUCCUCCGCACGGUGACGCCCGCGCACUUCGAGAACGGGGCGUGGAACACCGGCGGCGACUGCGUCCGCACACACCCGUUCCGGCGCGGCGAGCGCGAGCUCGGCGCCGUCGAGGCCGAGUACCGCGCAGCGCAGGUUGAUGCGCUCAGGGAGACGGAGGCGGCGGUGCGGCGGAACGGCGCGGAGCUGCUGCUGCUAGACAUCACGGAGGCGAUGGACCUGAGGCCGGACGGGCACCCGAGCCGGUACGGUCACCCGCCCGGUGGCAGCGUGGACGGGAGCUUCGUGGUGGACUGCCUGCAUUGGUGCUUGCCGGGCCCGAUCGACCUGUGGAGCGAGCUGCUGCUCCAGAUGCUGCUUUCUCAACAAUAGCACUGUUCGUGCCAGCUUUCAAGCUAAAAGAAAUGCUGCUUGAUUUUCUUCUGUAAAUUGAUGGAGUUUUUUUUAUUUGUGCUACUCGAAGCAAAGUAAACUCUACACUGAUGAAAGCAAUCAAAAAAGAAGAUGUGCAUAAUAGACCUUUUUUUUCUUUAGGGGUCAUUGUGUUCAGCUCCCGUGUGGUUGACUUGCUUCAGCUCUUUGCGCUGUAGUCGUUGGAAUCAAAAGUCCAAACAGGAUCGGGAUGACGUGCAACGUGCAAUCCAUGAUUCCGCUGAUGACAGAUUUCCUGGACAGACAGGGAAUCGGAUCAUUGCCAUGACUUGCAGUUGCAGACACUUCAGGCUGCUCAAUUAAACAACUUCGAUUGAUGGUUGAGCUGGCUGGCUAAUCACGUGAGAGGAAUUGACACAUAUCUUCAUUGACCACUAAGUUCAUGGCAGUAUCACCUUUAAGUUUACAAUGCCCUUCUGGGAAGUGGAAAAUUUCAAAUGCCCAUUCUUUUUAGCAUCGGGUGCAAGUUGGUGCAAGUUUCAUCAGUUCAUCAGAGCUGGAUCCUUAUCGGCAGGCCGUAAUCCAUGGCUAAUAGCGACUGUACUACCAAGCAGUAGGAUGCCAUCUGCUCAGCGGUCAGCGCAAUUUGCGCCUUGGAUCCACGCUCCUCUUCUGCACAUCACAAUUGAAAACAUCUGAGGUCUGUAGUUGACUUCUGGUUGAUUUUAACGUGGUGCCUGUUGUUGGCGACUUGGCGUCAGAUAGCCAAUUGCCGAGUUCUUGUUUCAGAAUAGACAUCAGCGAUCGACUAGAUCUAUACAAUAAGCUACUCUGAC
Molecule: messenger RNA, 2145 nt
Organism: Sorghum bicolor (sorghum)
Lineage: Eukaryota; Viridiplantae; Streptophyta; Magnoliopsida; Poales; Poaceae
Product: protein trichome birefringence-like 19
Exons: 3
Coding region: 71-1309 (412 amino acids)
Cellular component (GO): Golgi apparatus
Molecular function (GO): O-acetyltransferase activity
Source: RefSeq, a predicted model, not a curated record